Messenger RNA from Vanessa atalanta (red admiral), 5869 nucleotides. It is a transcript of the gene tay, whose product is annotated as fibrosin-1-like protein. Bases 356 to 4642 code for a protein of 1428 amino acids. The record is from RefSeq and is a predicted model, not a curated record. NCBI's taxonomy places the organism in Eukaryota, Metazoa, Arthropoda, Insecta, Lepidoptera, Nymphalidae. The transcript is spliced from 15 exons.
AUUGACUGAUUCUGAACACAGAGAAUAAUGUAUAAAACUAAUUUAUCCUUUAAUUGUCUUAGUUCUUGUUAAAAUAUAUUGUAUUAUACCUUAGUUUAAGUGUAAUAAUGCCUCCGUUUACAUAAAAGUGAAACAAGACAGCCCGUCGAGUGCUACGCGGCCAUUUUACUUGCAAUGCGGCAACGGUGUAUGAUCCGCCAUUGGAAACGGCUAGUGUCCUUUUCUGAGUGCAAGAUUUGUAUUUUGUCGAUUUGUUCGACAUAGAAACAACGGUGAACCAUGUGUGAUAAAAGUGUAGUGCGGACUUUAGUGUAGUGAAGCACGGUGGUCGGGUGUUUCGAAUAAUGUGCGAACGAUGGAAAACGAAGUGAAGCAGCGCAAUCAGAGAAACAGGCGAAGGGAGCGGGCACAGCGCAUGCAAGCACAGCGAGAGAGUAAAGUUAAGGAUGGGGACAGCGGCGAGGACGAGUCUCCGGCGAGAGAAAAGCCACCUCGUCCUCCGGCCAGGAGAAAGAAGUCGAGGGAGCCUCUCGGAGAGGAGGACAUCAUUGAUGGUUUCGCCAUAAUGGCAUUUCGCACAUAUGAAGAUCUCGAGGCUGCUGUAAAAUGCGCUUCCUCACCUCGUACCAACGCGUUGUCAACCAAACCAAGACUACCGUUGGCUGCGCUUGCAGGCGAUGCAACCCGCAACCAUGCAACCGCCAACGUCAAUUCACAUGGUAUAACGCUGCUUCAAGACGCUGGUACGUCGGAUGAUAGUGGAAGGGCAUCCGAAAGACUCACGGGCAGUUCGGUGGCACCCCGCGAUCCCGAUUCCUCCCGCGAUCGUCUUAGCGACGCCAGUAGCCGCUGUAGUUCCGGAAAAGGCUAUAUCUGUGAUAGUGAAGGCGACGAUGACAAGGCGAGUCCAGAAAACAGCAGAAAUGCUUCACCAAGAUAUCACGACGCAUCAAUGGAUGAUGCGUCGGACGCCGGCUCUUUGUUCCGGGUAACGGGUGCGGGUGGCGGCGGCGGCGGCAAGAAUGAGCUAGUAGCGCGGGGUGGGAGCGGCGGCGCAUUGGCAUUGUCGCGAGCGCCUGUUGGUGGCAGUGCCAGCCCUGCACCCGCACCUUUGCCGCAACCUGCACCGUCACCUGCGCCCGCAGCGCUACCUCCACCCGCACUGCCGCCGCCUCCCUUCCGAGCAGAUACUCCACAUCGCCCCAACGGUGCUCACAUACCAGCCAUCGAUGGCCAUGCUGCAACACAAAUCCCAGCACGACCCGUCGGCGCAGCAGGCCCGGACACGCCGGAACGACCCGCAAGCAAUAAUAAGCUGCAGCCGGGAGCACGUGCAGCGGCUGAUAGCCCGACCCCGGCACCGCCUGCACCUCCAGCUCCUUCGCCGCUCUUCCCCUCGCACACUGCCUACCAGGCACACGCUGCUGCUGCGCUUCCUGAUUAUCGUCAUACUAAUCACGAAACGCGAACCGAGCAACCUUCUGCUGAACAGCCACAUGCUCCUCUCGAUCUCCAUGCGCAUCACGCCGCACCGCGACCGCCACACAUGGCGUCACCUGCGACGCCUGCAUCCCACCCUAGUCUCCCUACCCGUGUACCCCACACCCAGUCGCAUCCUGUAAUGCCCGGCCAUGAUGUUCGAAAUGCUUCCCCAGCAUCACAGACUCUUCCUUCCGUUCCUACCUCGUUCCCCAAUCGUAUUGUGUCAAACGGCGUGCCACAGAGUAUAUCGUCGCAAUUGCCGACAGCGUCUACUCCUAGUAGUCUUCCGAGUCAAACACAAACAGGUCGAUCUAUGUCUCCCUCGCUUGCAUCUCGCCCAUACCCUACGCCUUCGAUCGCGUCUAGUCAUGUAAACUCGAGUCUAAGUUCCAGUAUUCACAGCCAUUCGAUACCUUAUCAAGGUCAAUCGAGUUUACAGAAACAUUCCGUACAGCCUGUUUAUGCUAGUCGAUCCUCGCAUCACACGGCAUUUAGCGUGGCGAACCACAUAUCUUCAAAUCAUAUGUCUUCUUCAACAUCUAAUCCGCCAACUGCGACGCAUUUUAGCCAUCCUCUUAUAAGCCAUAGUAUUAUGAGCCACCAGAAUAAUAUGCAAAUGAAUAAUACGAAUCCAUUGUCAACAUCUGCGCCAAACCAUAUGAGCUCGCCUCUUAUUUCGAGCGCAACGACCACCAGUACUAUGUCUAGUUUUACACCGAGUCUUAAACAUUCUGGAUUGAGCAUGCCUCCCCAUGCGGCUCCAUUAGCACCGGCUGUGUCGUUACAUCAGCCAAUGAACCAUAUCGAUCCAUCUCCAACAUCUAAUGCACCAGCAAUAUUAACUCCUGCGUCGAGCAGCAGCAGCGUGAGUCAUCCACUGGCACCACCGAUGGUAGACUCAAGGCAAUUACCAGUCGCGAGUGAAGUCCCAUCUCGCUCAGAGAGUUUUGCUAUAAGCUCUGCGAUGGCAACUAACGGCUACCCUCCGCCUGCGGUGUACACGGGCGGCUCAUAUCCAACAUUGUACGCGCCUUACGCUCCUACGUUACAACACAGUCCCUACCUGCCUCCAUCUGCUGCGUCACCAAGAAACUCAGCUGAUACGCGGACGAGUUUGUCGGCAUCGCCGCUAGUAGCACCUAAAACUCCAAAAGGUCUAAGACCACACACGCCAGGCUCAUUAGGCGCUGCAGGAUCACACGCCCCGCUAUCUUACUCACCGAGAGGACACAGUCCAAACAGGGAGCGAGAAAGUUUUAGCAGCAACAUUAGCAGUUUGUCGCGCAGCACGCCAGCGACUGGUGGCACAAGUGCGGCACCGACAGUGUCUUCAGCGCUGACUGCACCACUCGCGGCGCCGCUCGCCGCGCCUCUGGCUGCUCAGUUACCUGGUCCAGUUCCAGCAUUGGGCAGUUCUUUGGGAUCAUUAAACACCGGUCUAAGCUCUCUCGGAGGCCUGACGGGCCUCGCUGCGCCAACACCGACUGCGCCAACACCGGCCGCUACACAUUUAGCGCAUUCGCUAGCUCCAGUGCCGACUGUGCCCAGCAUCAGCUCAAGCGCCAAGCCACCCGCGCACUGGGGGGUAACCAGGCCGUCGGCUGCGGAUCGGUCGACCGGGUUCGCGCCUGCCCCGCCUUUGUUUGGCGCGCCUCUUGGUCCGCCUAACCCGAAUCCUUUUUCAGCUGAGUCACUUUUUCAAACAAGUCCUGGCGCGGAUUUAUUACGUCGCGAGCUAGACAACCGGUUUCUGGCUGCGGCAGGAGCUGUCGGCGUUCGUACCGAGCUACAUCACCACCAGCAUCAACACACGCACGUGCACCAACACCCGCCGCCGUCGUCGCACGCGCCGCACGCCCCCCACGCACCGCACGCGCCGCACGCCCCCCACGCGCCGCACGCGCCUCACGCGCCUCAUGCGCCGCCCGGACCACACCAUCCCCAUCAGCUCCUGGUACCGCAUGCACCUUUAUUCAAGGAUGUUGGAAAGAUGACAUCACUGUAUCGAACUGGUAUCGGCCUGGGUUACCCAUACUCAUCGAGUCUUUUACACCCGACAGCGCCUUAUGUGCCACCAGCACCGCUUACAACAUAUGCACCUAAGCCCGUAGUGUCAGCAGCAAGCGACUCCGCCACUAAACCACCACCACGUCCUGCUGUUAUGAAAACUGGCAAAUGGAACGCAAUGCAUGUGCGAAUCGCCUGGGAAAUCUACAACCAUCAACAAAAGGAAAAGUCAGGAGGGGCUAGUGUAUCUGUCAGUAACGCUGAAAAGGAUAAACUUCGCGCAUUCCCUACACCAGCGCCGCCGCCGCCGCCGACCUAUCGCUCGCCUUACGAACUGCCCCCAGGCCCAUACCUAUCUCAUCACGCACCCCUAGGUAUCGUCCGGUACCCCGCGCGGCCGUCUCUCACAUCCGCUUCUCUAGGAGCGCCCUCUGACCGACAUUUGGGCGUUUCAGGGGUAUCACCGUUCGGGCGGUACGGCGUCGGUGCCUAUCCCGGCGCGCCCACUCCCUUUAGCCUCUCGGCGUACGGGCGCGAGCUCGCCCUCUCGUCCUCGCUCCACGGCGUGCACCACGGUCCGCCUAUGGGCUCAAUACACGAUGCGUGGCGUGGAGUGCGGCCGCCAGUCUCCGCCGCUGCCGAAGUGCGUCGCGAACACGAGGAGCGCGAGCGUGCGCGACGCGAACGUGAAGAGCGUGAACGACGAGAUCGCGAGGAACGAGAGCGACGAAAGGCCCGCGAACAACGUGAACGCGAUCUCGAAAGAGUACGAACGCGUUCUCCUCUACGAAAUGGAGUCUCGGAACCUUCUAAGGAUGAUCGCAAGGAACCGCCGCGCCCGCCGCCGACUCUACCUGCCUACCCUCCGCCACCCCACUGGGAUCCUUAUCGCGCCUUUGAUCCAUUACAACAUAUGAGGUUCGCACCGCUAGUCGAAGCGGCGAUACGUGCAGAAGAAGACCGAGCAAAAAUGUUAAGCGCUUACGCGCACCAUCAACAGAUGAAAUCGAGCCCAUUAAUGCACCGAACCCUACCGGGCGGCCCACUUCCGCCAUUAGGUGCGCAUGCGCCGCUGGCCCCAUUGGCACCUCUGGCCCCCUCGCUGGCCCCGCUGGCGCCGCUCGAUCUGCUCAAAAAAGAGGAACCGCGAUGAUAGCGACCGCCCGCGACCCGCCGCUCCCCGUGUACAUAGCGUAACUUAAAUGACAUCGCCGAGUGAGAGUACGACUAAUUCGAAGUGUAUCGUUUCACAUUAUCGGUAUAGAAAAUUAUUUAUUGUAACGUCGCUUUCGAAAAAACGGUCGCUAGUCUCGCCAACCAUCUGUCUCGGCACGUUUGACUCUUAGUGUAAUAUUAAAUCGUAAUGUAGCUGAGUGAAGUCGUUAAGAGGACGUGUCGGUCAGGAGCGAUCGACGGCGAGGCGACCAGCGGCUAGCGGAGCAGAUGAAACGAGCGAUCGCUCAAGUGUCAUGUGCAAUAUAGGACGAGAACAAGGGCGCCCGACGCGCCGGCCUGUACACUACUGCUUGUUUAUUUACAUGAAAAUAUCUAUCGAGUUGUUAUUGUGACCAUUAUUAGUUAAUUAUACAUUAAAUCGCUGAUUAUGUGAAGGAUAGGAUUAUCGGAAUCGCUAUCGAUAUAAUUAUACAUAUUUAUAUAUACCUAUAAAUAAAAUGUAAAUAUUAGUUUGUAAAUUAGUGUUAAAAUAUAGAAUUGGUUUAUUUAACGUCAUACAAAGGAAAAAAUCCCAUAAAUUAUUAUUCUACCGGGAGUUUAAUUUACACUUCCGUUAAAAAUCUCAUAAUGGUUUUUCAAUUGUACCAGUGGUGGAUUAUUUAUUUAUUUAUAUUAUACUUUCUUUUUCUGUCUUCGAAUAAGAUUGAUUACAAUUUCGUUACAUAUUAUAGCAGAUGACAUUUCUUCUUAAUGCAUUUAAAAUAUGUGAUAUUAUUAUAUUGUGAAACAUACAUUUUGUCUGACUUUAAAGUAGUGUCUAUUUGCAGCUAGAUAAUAUAUUAACAGUAAUAAAUUAAAUCAUAUUAUCGUGUUAUCUACUUCCUAAACUUAUUUUCAUAUUAGUUUCGAGGAUAAUAUCAAGCUGACAAUGCUUCCAUCUAGUGUUUUAUGGUUUAUAUUAAUAAACUCUACAUGUGCCAUUAAAAUCUAAUGUUAAUGCACGUUAAGUCAGACAAAAUUGAAAUUAUGAUUAUUAUAACCUGUUUUAAGGCACAUUAUUAAUGAUUGUGUUCUCAUGAUUUCAUGAAGGGUAACUCGGAAAAGUGUAUUAUAGUUUAUACAAAAAUCAUUCUGUAUACUAAAAGUAAAUGAAAGCUUGGUGCGAUUCAGAAAAUACCAUUAAAACUUUUGAUUUUUAUACCAA